Messenger RNA from Striga asiatica, 405 nucleotides. NCBI's taxonomy places the organism in Eukaryota, Viridiplantae, Streptophyta, Magnoliopsida, Lamiales, Orobanchaceae. The record is from the annotation of a GenBank genome assembly.
AUGGAGGAUUGGAGAGUAGCACAUGCUAUAUCACCUUUAUAUCACCUUUCUCCUCUCAUUGUCGACCCUCAAAGCUUUAGUAGCACUAAAACACCAAAAAGACUCUCAAAAUUCUAUCAAAGUUUCUCCCAAAAAAUCCCUCUCAAAGCUCCCUUCCUUUCGCCGUCGCCCGAGCCACCGCGAGCGUCACAUCGCUCGCCGCAGCUGCGCCUCGCCACCGCAAGCGUCGCCAAGGAGGAGAUCCAAGGAGUUUUUGUCCGCACGUUGCUGCAUCUGGUAGAGGAGAUCCACACAGCCUCACGCCGCGAGCACGUAAGCACCCACGAGUUCAGGCCGAGAUCAUGCAACACCAUCGCCGAGAAGACCCUCGAGCGUGUAGCCGUUCACGCCGAGCCUCAUUUCUGA